AUGCUUCUUACUGCAAAGGUUCGAGGAGGAGGUUUCUUUGGUGGCGGCAAGGCAAGUCCGUCUCCAUCGUCCAAUUUCGUUGAUUCUAUGGUGUCAGGAAUGGGAGAGAAGUUUCAAGAAACCCUGGAAACAGGAGUCCCCACACAGAUUACGUAUGGUUUUAUUGCCGGAUAUUGUUCCGGUAUGGCAAUGAAACGAGUAGGUCAGGCAGCUGCCACUGUCCUCGGUAUCGGAUUUGUAACACUGCAAACACUCAACUAUUACGGAUAUAUUGAGAUUUCUCACGACAAGUUCAAGAGUACCGUAGAAAAUGCCUUGGACCUGAACAAGGACGGAAAGGUGGACAAGAGUGAUAUUCAGCGAUCAUUCGACAAAUUGAUGGGGGUUCUAAGUUACAAUGUUCCAUCGGGAGGAGGUUUUGUGGCAGGAUUCCUUGGAGGAGUCCGGUCGUAG
Molecule: messenger RNA, 453 nt
Organism: Seminavis robusta
Lineage: Eukaryota; Bacillariophyta; Bacillariophyceae; Naviculales; Naviculaceae
Source: the annotation of a GenBank genome assembly